Messenger RNA from Mollisia scopiformis, 1146 nucleotides. RefSeq lists its product as uncharacterized. Lineage: Eukaryota; Fungi; Ascomycota; Leotiomycetes; Helotiales; Mollisiaceae. The transcript has 4 exons. The record is from RefSeq and is a predicted model, not a curated record. Bases 1 to 1146 code for a protein of 381 amino acids.
AUGCGGUUGGGGGCCAAGCGGAGGGGUUGGAGCCGCAUUCCCAGCCUCCCCAUUUUUUUACUCGGGACGAUACUGUCUGUGGAUUGGCCAAUCAUUGCUCCAAGUCCAUUUUCACACCGACAGUACUGGUGCUGCUUCGAGAUUGUUGCACCAAACGACCGCUUCCUCAUCGCACGAGUUCGGCUGCCGAAACAUGCGCAUCCUGAGAGCAACGCCACAGACACGGACCAGGAGUACUUGAUCCAAUGCGAAGUUGCGACCAUGGAGUUCCGGCGGGCGAAUGUCGGAACUGUCCCAUUACAAUCUUCCCGUAAGCAUAGUAGUUCUAACCUCUUGGAGGUCUCGACGCAAGAGCACGUUUUUGCACAAUGGACGUCAUUUCAGACAGAGCUUGCCGCGUUUACCUUUCCACAGAUGGGCUCAAUCUCGCAAUUUUCCACAGACACUGGUCCUAUAAUGGGCGCAAUCGCUACAUCUUCGAUUGACGGCCUUCCAACUGCCGGCCCAUUCCAUUCCGGAUGGGACUACUUCGUUGCCGUGGCGGAAGGUCUUGUCGCCCAUGCACUCCAAAGGAAGCGUUCCGACACAGGGAGUAGCCCGUUUGCUACUCUUGGGCCUCUCGUCUUUCGAAAUACCGUGCGCGACACGGAAAUUUUCAAGAGCAGCCAAGGGCCGUUUCACAUCAAUCACAUGGACAUGGGCAUACAGAACAUUCUCAUCGAUGACGACUUUAAUUUCGUCGCCGUGAUUGACUGGGAACUUGCGCAAUCGGCGCCUUGGGAAGUUAAUCACUAUCCCAUGCCGAUCCCGCUGAUCUCCUCCGACACGGAAACUGCCGAGAUUCUCUACGACGCGGGACACAAGGCCCAUCGCAAUAUAUCACGCCAGGUCGGGGCGAGAUUACUGUACCGACAGAAGUUUAAGGACGCGGAACGAGCGCUUGAAAAGAGAGGCAAUUCACUGCACUACUCAAUUGCUGAGCUUCUUGAAGGAAAGGCGUCUAGGAUCUACGGCUUGAGCUCACAUACGAGUUGGUCCCGACUAGGCUACGGGCUUACAGGACCGGAAGCAGAACAGCACCUUCGGAUGCUGGAAGAGGAGACAAAGGGGGCGAUAAUUGCCGCUAUAAUCUUAGACGACAAGUGA